AUGAAUAAUAAUUAUUUUGAAAAUAAUAAUACAUAUAUGGAAUGGAAAUUAGAUGAAAAGAUAUAUAAAACAAUUGUAGGAGCUUUAGGUUCUUGUAAUAGUUCAAAUAAUAGUGUACAAGUAGAAGUGACAAAUGUAUUAAAAGAUUUAAAUGAGAAUGUAGCCGAUGCUGCUUUAUAUUUAUUACAUAUAUUUAUGAAUAAACAAGAAAAUAAUGAUGUAAGACAAGUGGGUGGUUUGUUAUUAAAGAAUUAUAUAAAUUCAAAAAACAAGUUUUUAAAUAAUGAUAUAUUAAAAGUAAUAAAGAGUGAAAUAUUUAAAUUAGUAGAGGAUGAAGUAAAGGAAAUAAGAAAUACAUCAGGAUCUGUUAUAACAACUAUAUUAACAAAAUAUGAGGGAAUAGAACAAUGGCCAGAAGCUUUAUAUAAUUUAUUAUUAUUAAUAGAACGUGGAAAUAAUGAUGUAGUAGAUGGAGCUUUUAGAGCUAUAUUAAUUAUUAUAGAAGAUGAAUUAAUGAAUAGAAAAAAUAGGGAUUCUGUUUUUUUUCAAUUUUGUAAAAGUCAAUUAUUACAAAAAUUAUUUCAAUUUUGUUCACCACAAGAAAAAACUAUAAGAAAAAAAUAUGCAGCUGAAUGUUUAGAUUUAUUUAUAUCCUCUUCAUGUUUUACAACUAAUGGAGUAUUUAAUGAUAUGUUCCCUCAAUUGUGGGAAUGUUUAGGAUAUUUAGCAUCUGAGGAAGAUCCUCAAAUUUUAAAAAUUGUAGUAAGUUGUAUGACAAUAAUAACAGAUACAAGAUAUUCUUCUAUAUUUAGCAACUUAGAUGCGAUAAUACAAUUUAUGGUAAAUGCAACAAAUUCAAAUGAUAGAAAAGUUCAAUUGGAAGCUUUAGAAUUUUGGCCAAUAUUUAUAAAAGAUAGGAGUUAUGUGGCUUAUGCUAGUUAUAAUAAUCCAAAAUCUGAAAUGAAUAAAUCUGAUAGUAAUUAUAUUGAUGAAAAUGUAUAUAAGAAUAUGAAUGAAUUAAGAACUCAAGCUCUAAAAACAUUAAAAAAUUAUUUACCAUAUUUAUGUAAAAUUUUAAUAGAUAAUACUGUAUAUACCAAAUGGGAUUAUUUAACAAUGGAUGAAUCACAUUUUCAAAAUGACAAUGCAAAUGUUCCAGAUUUGAUUCAAGAUAUAUCUCCAGAAUUAUAUAAUAAUAAAAAUAAUGAUAUAGCUCAAGAGGAAAUUAAAAUAAGCAAAAUGAACAACAUUAAUAGUAAUAGUAAUAAUAAUAGUAAUAAUAAUAGUAAUAAUAAUAAUAGUAAUAAUAAUAAUAAUAGUAACCUUGGUAAUAUAAAUAAAGAUAAUAUAAAUAGUAAUAAUAAUAUACAUGGUGAUAAUAAUAAUUUAUUUAAUAAUGAUAAUAAUAUGCUCUCUAAUAAGAAUGAUGAUAUUAUGAUGACUCCAAAUAAUAAUACAGAAGAUUUUAGUGAUGAUGAUUUAGAUGACAAAAAUGAUGAAAUGUCUUCUAGAACUUGGGGGAAUGAUUGGACUGUGAGAAAAGGUGCUGCUUUGUGUUUAGAUUAUUUAUCAAAUGUAUAUAAUGAUGAAAUAUUAGAAUUUAUUUUACCACAUAUAGAAGAGAAAUUAAUGAGCGAUGAAUGGAAUAUUAGAGAAAGUGCUGUUCUUACACUUGGUGCUAUUGCUAAAGGUUGUAUGUAUAGCUUAUCUCCAUUCAUACCAAAAGUAUUAGAAUAUUUAAUAAAAUUAUUGAAUGAUGAAAAACCAUUAGCUAGAAGUAUAUCGUGUUGGUGUGUUACAAGAUUUUCUUCAUGGAUUUGUCAUCCAGAUAAUUGUGAAAGGUGGUUUGAACCUGUUUUAUUAAAUUUAUUGAAAAGGAUAUUAGAUAGUAAUAAAAGAGUACAAGAAGCUGCAUGUUCGUCUUUUGCAAAUUUAGAAGAAGAUGCAUUAGAAUUAUUAAAUAAUUAUUUACAUGAAAUAGUUCAUACUAUUCAACAAGCUUUCCAAAUAUAUCAAGCAAAGAAUUAUUUCAUUUUAUUUGAUGUAGUAGGAACAUUAAUAGAUAGUGUUAAUAUUGUUAAAGAAAAUAAUGAAUUAGCACAUCAAGUUGUUUAUGCAAUAUUAAGUAAAUGGGUUAAUAUACGUAUUAGUAGUCCUUAUAUUAUUGCAUUAAUGGAAUGUAUGUCAUGUAUAACUAGUGCUUAUGGUAAAGAAUUUUUGAAAUAUGCAAAAGAUGUUAUAAGAACAUGUAUAAAAUUCUUAGUUAUAUUAUAUAUUGAUUUAGAAGAAGAAGUAAAAUAUUUUUAUUCCAAAAAAUUAUUUAAUUCAACUUCAUUUAUUAGUAAUAGAAAUAAUAUAUCAUCAACAGCAAAUGAAUUAUUAACAUAUUAUAAAAUUACAAAUGAUGAUUAUUUUAUAUGUAUGAAAGAUAUUGAUAAUAUAUCUCCAUCUAAAAAAAAAGAUUUAAUUGAAUGUAGUUUUGAUUUAUUAUCAAGAAUAUUAAGUGUUAUUAAUUCAAGUAUUAUGGAUAUUUUAAAUGAAAAUCAAUAUAACUUUAUACCAUUAGUACAUAAAUAUUGUUUGAAAUUACAAAAUAUCAAAUUUGAUGAUUUCAAUAAUAAAAUUAUGAAUAACCAUGAACAACUUCGAAAUAUUAUUAAUCCAGAUGGAACAUUACAAAAUGGUUAUAUUAUGGGAGAUAAAAAUGAGUAUAGUGAGCUAGCCAAACAAUUUUUAAAUUUUGGAAUAUUACAAUCCAAUUUUGCAUUAAUAGGGGAUAUAUCAAGAUUUUGUCCACAAUAUUUAAUAACAUAUUUAAAUGAUAUCAUACCAUUUUUAAUAGCUCAUAUUACUCAUCCUUCAACACCUGUUUCGAAUAAUGCAAGUUGGGCUAUUGGUGAAAUAAGUAUACAUAUUAAUUCUGAAUAUAUGGAAAUAUAUGUAGAUGAAAUAACAAAACAGCUUAUAUAUAUUUGUCAAAAUUCAAAAUAUCAUGGAUGCUUAUUACAAAAUAUUUGUAUUACAUUUGGAAGAUUAACUUCUACUUAUCCAAAAAAACUUAUAUUUUACUUUCCACAAUUUUUAAAAACAUGGCUAAAAAUUAUGGCACAUGGAACUCAAGAAAAUGAAAAAAUUAAUUCACUAAAAGCUGUUCUAGAAACUUUAUAUAUUAAUUUAGAUCUAGCAGCUGAAAAUAUCAAAGAUAUUGUAUAUAUUAUCCUAAAGUAUAAAUAUGUAUCACAAAAUGUCAACAUUUUUUUCCAUCAAUUUUUAGCAACCAUCAAAGAAAAAUAUCCCAAUCAAUGGAAGGAAAUCUAUAGUCAAAAUGGAGACGCACUUUCAUCCCCAAUUCCAACUGACAUGUUAAGUGAUUUGGCUACCCGGUUUAAUUUGUAA
Messenger RNA from Plasmodium adleri (nom. inval.), 3396 nucleotides. RefSeq names its product transportin. Gene Ontology annotation, molecular function: nuclear import signal receptor activity; small GTPase binding. The record is from RefSeq and is a predicted model, not a curated record. The coding region runs from base 1 to 3396 and encodes 1131 amino acids. The transcript has a single exon. Lineage: Eukaryota; Apicomplexa; Aconoidasida; Haemosporida; Plasmodiidae. Gene Ontology annotation, biological process: protein import into nucleus. Gene Ontology annotation, cellular component: cytoplasm; nucleus.